Messenger RNA from Nezara viridula (southern green stink bug), 832 nucleotides. The record is from the annotation of a GenBank genome assembly. Lineage: Eukaryota; Metazoa; Arthropoda; Insecta; Hemiptera; Pentatomidae.
AUCCAUUGUACAAAUUUACUAUAUGUAUUUUUUUUUAAACAGUUGUAUAUAUUAUAAUAAAUAAUAAGAUUAAAUUAAUUAGCUUUAGGCUAUCAUCUUUGGGAUAUUAUAGGUUUGGGAUAGUGGCAAAACAAAAUGAAAAAAUAAAACGAGCAAAACCAACAAUGGAACAAAUUAUUCUUUUCAAAGCAAUUUGGGGGCUUUCUUUGUUUCCUAGCCUCUUUCCCUUAAGUGGAGCUGUUUUGAAUAGCCGUGACGUAGAAGGGAAGAAAAAACCUCCUGCAAUUAUUCCCAUAAGAGCCCCAGUUCCAAGAAACUGCGAUGUCCUUGCGGAGAAAGCACCUCAUGGACAAUGGAGCUCAAUCAGAAAGAGGUCCUCAUUCUCUCCGCUAUUGACGGAUGUAUUCUGUUCUGGGAGGACAAUACCGAAGUUGAAGGAACAUCUGGGUAUGGUGUCUUCAGGAGAACAUAUGCACGAAAUGUGAGGGAUAUGCUGGCACAAAAAAUGGUCCAAAGUAAUGUUUUAUCGUUGUGCAGAAAUAAUCGACUAUAGAUUAUUUAGGUUAGGAAGUUGAUUGGAGGUUUCAGUAACAGAGAAAAAUAAAAAAAACUGUCAACUUUUCUGUCUAGGUUUCAGUGCUUCACUAUGGCCGAGGAAAGACAAGAUAACAAUGUUAUGAUAAUAAGAAAGAGGAAGAAAAAUUAUAAAUAAUAAACAUAUAAAAAUGAUAUGUUAAAUAAUAAGUUAUAAGAAGUGAAUAAAAAUUGCUUUGUAUAAGAUAAAUCGAAAUAUAAAAUUAUGAGAUAUAAUGACUAGGAAUAAAAUAUAUGU